AUGAUUUUCAUUCAAGAACUUCUGUCAGUAACGUCGAGGCGCGUUAACAAGGCGAUCUCGCUUGUUUUGAUAUCGCGGCGAUAAAGUGAAUUUUCAUACGUACGUUGAACCGAGCUCUCAUUCUUAAGUACCGAGAGAUAGCGAGCGACAAGAAAUGCGAGGAAUUUUGUUGAUCCCGUGAUGAAUUGCCAAAGUGGUUGUGAUCUCGUUUCUUCGGUGACACCCUCGUUUCUCGCGUAGCGCUUGUCGUGAAAAAUAUUCAAUAACAUGGAAGAGAAUAUCAUCUGCAUGGAGGAGGAAUGUCUGAUCGAAAAGAGGAGGACGACCAUUCUGAAGGAGUGCAAGGAGAUAGUGCAGGAAGAAAGAUCCGGGCGCUACAGCAAAGAGGCCUUUAGAAAACUCUUUCGUGAUCAGGUGCUUCUUGGGAAAUUAUUUAUACUGUUCGAUCAAGAUUGCGAUGGGUUGCUGAAACAGGAUGAAUGGCUCGAAUUCCUCAAGGGAAGGCUGACGAACGAGAAGCAAAAUGAUUUUAUCGAUCAGAUCGAAAGCGUCGCAUACGUGCUGUGUGGAGAGAAUCCAGUAAAUCUCGCCAAUUUUCAACAGAUCUUUUAUACCAAAGGAAUAGUUGAGAAAUUGUUCCGGUUAAUUGAUCAGGAGAAUUCGGGAUAUGUAACGUCCACCCAAAUCAUGGAGAUGAUAUUUGGCGUGACCAAUAGCAGACCACGCGCUGGCUUCGAUAAAGGAAAUCUCGAGUGGCUGGAAAAGAUAUUUAAGCAAACUGUCGGAAACGAGGGAGAGAUACGCCGUGAGGAAUUCAAAACGAUCGUUACUUCGAAGAACCCGUUCUUUACCGAGAGAGUCUUUCAAAUAUUCGACAAAGACAACUCCGGCACGAUAUCGCUUCAAGAAUUUCUGGACGCCAUGCACCAAUUCGCUGGAAAAUCCCCGAACGAUAAAAUUAGGUUUCUUUUCAAAGUCUAUGAUAUCGAUGGUGAUGGAUUAAUACAACUUCGCGAGUUAGAACAUGUUAUGAGAGCUUGCAUGGAGGAAAAUGGAAUGAAGUUCAGCGACGAGCAAAUCGAAGAUCUGACAAUUGCGCUCUUCGAGGAUGCUGAUCAAGGAAAUAGAGGAGCGAUCACUUUUGAAGCUCUAAAAAAGCAAUUGGAGAAGCACGAGGGUUUGCUGGAAAAUCUCUCGAUCAGCAUAGAUCGAUGGUUGGUGCCACCGCAGCCGAAAUCAAAGCCAAAAUCCAUUUUGCGGACGAUUUCCUCCCUUCGUCCAUAUCAACUAACAAAGCCGUACAUGAAGAAUAAUUACGUCUUUAUCGCCUUUAUUUCGUUGUUCAUGUUUAUCAACGUGGCCCUCUUCGUCUCUCGUCUCUACGAGUAUCGGAAUGACAACGGCUAUAUAAUGUUCGCGCGUGCGUGCGGACAAUGUUUGAACUUUGACUGCACGUUCAUCCUGGUCUUGAUGCUGCGCCAGUGCAUUACGUUUUUGCGAACGCACAGCUUUAAUUCCGUAGUGCCCCUAGAUCAUCACAUAUAUCUUCAUAAAAUGACGGGAAUAUUGAUCGGAAUCUUCAGCAUUGUACACACUCUGAUGCAUCUUAUUUACUGCGGUACGGUAAUAAUAAAAGACGAGGAAAUGAAUAGCGGCAACUACACCAUGUCUGAAUGGUUGUUAACGAGUCGACCCGGAAAAUACGGUCUGGUGGCAGGCAGUGCAUAUCCGACUGGGGUAGUUCUACUUAUUAUUCUCGUCAUUAUGAGCGUUUGUUCGUUGCCGUUUGUACGACGUGGAGGUUGUUUCGAGAUAUUCUAUUGGUCCCAUCUGCUGUACAUACCGUUCUGGAUUCUGAUGAUCUUCCAUGGCCCUAACUUCUGGAAGUGGUUCGUCGUCCCGGGCGUCAUAUACUUAGUGGAAAAGAUUCGUCGAUUGCUGUGGUUACGGGCUCAGGGUGGAAAAACGUACAUAAGUUCCGGCCUCCUUUUGCCGUCGAAAGUGACUCACUUGGUCAUCAAGAGACCACCACACUUCCACUUUCAUCCCGGCGAUUAUAUAUUCGUUAAAAUCCCAGUAAUAGCGAGAUACGAAUGGCAUCCUUUCACUAUUAGCAGUGCUCCCGAACAAGAAGAUUAUAUGUGGCUGCACAUUCGUGCGGUCGGUGAAUGGACCAAUAGUUUGUACUCGUACUUUGAGAAAGAACAAAUAAAACUUCACUGUGCCGAUAUUUCGCCUACCGAGAACUGCGAUGCUGCCUGUGCUCCCCGAAAGAAAUCUUUUCUCAGUGGCAAAAAGACACCUCUUAUCGUGACGCAGAAAACCUCAAUGGAAUCCGUGCCUCACAGCCUGGACAACCCUUCGUUCGUAUCUGAUUUAUCGAAUAGCGUGCCACCUUCACAUGCGUCUAAUAAUCAGUCUGCAUAUUUAAAAACUACAGAACAUACGCCAGAGUUAAAUAAGGAAUGGGCAGAUGUGGCUGCGAGAAGAGACGGGAGACUCCAUCAAUUCUUUCUUGGUAGCAAAAUGCCACUUGAAAAAUCACGCUCGAUGCCCGAUAUGCAUAUCAAAAGCAAGAAGAAAGAACGACUCAAGGCACUUCGAGAUUACAUGAGAUCUGAAUCGGAGAGGAGUUUCGACGAGUGUCAGAUGAAAUGCGCGCGAUUCAAAUCGUUGGGCUUAGCUUACUUGAGUCCGCAGAACAAAUCAUUAGCUCAAAGCUUCCGGUACAUGCGGAUGAAGCCAACCAUCAUCGCUUUCAAAACACCCAGUUUCGAAACGGGCGAUUACGAGAUUAGCGCGUCGUCCAACGUUGUGUCAAACGCAAAUGCGGAGGGAAAUGAAGUGACGCCGAUUACACCGAUAGCAAUGCAAAUUGCGGCGGAGGAAGGAAGAUUGAGGCAAGGGUUUAGCGAAGCGGGUGUAGAUAGCUCAGAUAAUUUAGAUUUGAAAUCCAAUAGUUCUUCUCAACCGCCUAUAAAUUAUCCUGUAGGAAAACCAUUGGAGAUCUUUUUAGACGGUCCUUACGGAGCACCGUCGAGUCACAUUUUCCGAGCGCAGCACGCUGUUCUGAUCGCCACUGGUAUCGGAGUUACACCCUUCGCCUCUAUACUGCAAUCGAUUAUGCAUCGAUAUUGGAAAGCGAGACACACCUGUCCAAAAUGCUCGUUCUCCUGGUCCAGCGAAAUUCCGCCUACCGUAAUGAAUUUGCGAAAGGUGGACUUCUUUUGGAUUAACCGCAAUCAACGUUCGUUUGAGUGGUUCGUAAACUUACUGUCUCAACUUGAAAUAGAACAGGCUGAGCUAGGUACCACCAUGGAACACUUUCUGGAGAUGCAUAUGUACAUCACAAGUGCAUUGCAAAAAAGCGAUAUGAAGGCAGUUGGCUUGCAAUUAGCGCUGGAUCUCCUGCAUGAAAAGGAAAAACGAGAUCUCAUCACGGGUUUGAAAACCAGAACGAAUGCGGGCCGUCCCAAUUGGGACAAGGUGUUCAAGCAGCUCCAGGAUAAGAAGAAAGGAAAAAUUACGGUCUUUUAUUGCGGACCGCCACAACUCGCCAGGAUCCUUCGAUACAAAUGCGAUCAAUUUGGAUUCUGCUUUAGGAAGGAAGCCUUCUGA
Molecule: messenger RNA, 3618 nt
Organism: Temnothorax curvispinosus
Lineage: Eukaryota; Metazoa; Arthropoda; Insecta; Hymenoptera; Formicidae
Gene: Nox
Product: NADPH oxidase 5
Exons: 20
Coding region: 268-3618 (1116 amino acids)
Biological process (GO): superoxide anion generation; defense response
Cellular component (GO): NADPH oxidase complex; plasma membrane
Molecular function (GO): superoxide-generating NAD(P)H oxidase activity; calcium ion binding
Source: RefSeq, a predicted model, not a curated record